Plenodomus lingam JN3 is the source of this 1614-nucleotide messenger RNA. RefSeq lists its product as uncharacterized. The record is from RefSeq and is a predicted model, not a curated record. NCBI's taxonomy places the organism in Eukaryota, Fungi, Ascomycota, Dothideomycetes, Pleosporales, Leptosphaeriaceae.
AUGGCGUGGUUCAUGAGAGGCGUGCAGAGCGCAGUCUUCCACUAUGCCUCAUGUGCACCAUGCGUUGGCUACACAGACAGCAGAAAGAGGCGGAGAGACGCCAAGCACGCACGCAAGGCGAGGGAGAAGCUGAUGCUCGAGGAGCCAGACACAUAUCACCACCCGGAACCCACGGGCACCAAUCCCUACUGGGAAGAGGAAAUCGCAAUGGGUCCAGGACCACCGCCGCGAAGGGCGCGGAGGGCCGGCACGGGGAGCACGCGCUGCAUCACCACGGCGGGCACCCAGAGCUCCGCCGUCAGCAAGAUGGGAAGCAGUGUCGACGGCGAGCCCAAGGAACGUCUGCGACUCAGCGACGACACGCUGGAGGAUGGCAACUGGAAUCGCAAGCGAUAUCAGAGAGAGGACGAGGAGCUGUGGGGGCACGACGAGCUGCGCAUCUCUCUCCAGCAGACGGGCAGCGGCUCUUCCGUCGGCGUCGUCGGCUUCCCAAUACGAAGACCAGGCACAUCCAGGUCAGGAAGCUACUACUCUGCCCGCGCACCGCCAGUCAACGAACUCCAUCCACCCGUCGUCAGUCUGCCCUCACCCGAUCCCGCUGAGAACCGAUGGAUGCUGCAACCACCUCCGAAAGCCAGUGUCAUGGCCGGCAAGGAGCGCGCCAACAACAUGAGCCGCAGCCACAGCGGCUCUAGCAGUCGCGUCGAGUUGAAUCUCGGCAGACAGGUCAGCACAAAGCAAUUGAUGCAGAAGCUGGAACGACGAAACACGGGCGACGUGCCAUCCAUCUCCCCAGCCAGUUCCCACGCCAACCUCACCUCCGCCCAACGAUCUCGCACGCCACAAGCCAGACCACCCUCUGCAUCGAGUCUACACCGUAAGCGCCGUGACACGGCCAUAUCCACAAAAUCAACCAUCACACGAAGCUCUUCUGCCAACGACUCGAGCGACGCGCUCGCCCGCGCUUCCACCACUACCGCAACCACCAUCUCACAACCACCCCCACCGUCCUCCAUGGCCAGCUCGACCACAAUCGCCUUCUCCGACCCAGCUGCCCCCACCACCUAUACCCCCCGCCCAGUCCUCUCCACCAUAGCCUCAAGCAACUCCGGCAUCGCCUCCCCGACCCUCUCCCCCAGCACCCCCCGCCGCCCAGCCACCAGCGACGAAAACUCGAUCCCCGAGAAACCGUCGCCGGUCCACCACCGCUUCCCCUCCGACUCCACCGUCUACCCCUCCCACACCCCCUCGCUCACCUCCCUGCACAAGCAAACACCGCUCAACACCUCGGACACAUCGACCCUGCACCGCCUGCAAGAUCUCGUCUCCCCGCGUGCCCUGCUCAACUCGCGAUUCGUCAGUGCGCCCUUGGUCGAGGCGAGACUGCGCUUGCCGCCGAGUGAAGAGGACAUGGGGAAUCGGGUCAAGACGGGUGCUGGCCUCGCGACUAUGCAUGCCAGGUGGCCGCCCGUCCGCAGGCGGGGGAGUAGGAGUCGCGAGUCUGAAAGCAGUGAGGGCGAGGACGAGGAGGACGAGGAGGAGACGGUGCGGGUCCCGUUUGAUAGUUUUGGAGUGGCUAGGGAUGUGCGGUUGAGAUGGAGUGUUGAUUUUUAA